Molecule: messenger RNA, 630 nt
Organism: Grosmannia clavigera kw1407
Lineage: Eukaryota; Fungi; Ascomycota; Sordariomycetes; Ophiostomatales; Ophiostomataceae
Product: nascent polypeptide-associated complex
Exons: 3
Coding region: 1-630 (209 amino acids)
Biological process (GO): protein targeting to membrane
Cellular component (GO): nascent polypeptide-associated complex; cytoplasm
Source: RefSeq, a predicted model, not a curated record
AUGGCCAACCCCCGUGUCGAGGAGCUCCCGGACGACGAGACCAAGAAUGUCCAGGUCGAGGAGCAGGAGGAGGAGGAUGACAGCUCUGCCGAGUCGGAGAUCGAGGUUGCCCCCCCCGCCGGCUCCACCACGGUCGUCCACUCCCGCAACGAGAAGAAGGCCCGGAAAGCCCUGGAGAAGCUGCACCUGAUCCGCGUUGAGGGCAUCACCCGUGUGACCCUCCGCCGGCCCAAGAACGUCCUCUUCGUGAUCAACAACCCGGAGGUGUACAAGUCCCCUAACAGCGGCACCUACAUUGUCUUCGGUGAGGCCAAGGUGGAGGACCUCAACGCCACGGCCCAGGCCGCGGCUGCCCAGCAGCUGGCCAGCCACGAUCACGACCACGACCACGCUGGCCACGACCACGACCACGACCACGAUCAUGACCACGAUCACGGCGCCGAGGGUGGCGACGAGAAGAAGGAGGAGGAGGAGGAGGAUGAGGAGGAAGAGGUCGAUGCCACCGGCAUCGAGGACAAGGACAUUGAGCUGGUCCAGACCCAGGCCGGUGUGUCCCGCAACAAGGCCAUCAAGGCUUUGAAAGAAAACGACAAUGACAUUGUCAACUCGAUCAUGUCGCUGAGCGUCUAG